Molecule: messenger RNA, 984 nt
Organism: Pelodiscus sinensis (Chinese soft-shelled turtle)
Lineage: Eukaryota; Metazoa; Chordata; Testudines; Trionychidae
Source: RefSeq, a predicted model, not a curated record
AUGUCAUAUUCCAAUGCAACCGACUUCACCAACCCCUCCACCUUCAUCUUGCUGGGUAUCCCUGGCCUGGAGGCAGCCUAUGUCUGGAUCUCCAUCCCCUUCUGCAUCAUGUACAUCAUAGCCCUCAUGGGGAAUGUGACCAUCCUUUUCAUUGUGAAGACGGAACCGAGCCUCCAUGAGCCCAUGUACUAUUUCCUCUCCAUGCUGGCCGUCACCGACCUGGUCCUGGUGACGUCCAUCCUGCCCAAAAUGCUGAGCAUCUUCUGGUUCAAUUCCAGGGAGAUCGAUUUCAGCGCCUGCCUCACCCAGAUGUAUGUGGUUCAUGGCUUCUUUAUGGUUGAGUCUGGGAUAUUCAUGGCCAUGGCAUUGGAUCGCUACGUGGCCAUCUGCCAUCCCCUGAGACAUUCCACCAUCCUUACAAACCACGUGGUGGCUAAGCUCGGUCUGGCCAUGCUGCUGCGUGGCAGCAUAAUCGCCCUGCCUUAUAUCCUGCUGGCCAGGCAGUGGCCUUAUUGCAGAACCAACAUCAUUCCCCACACACACUGCAAGCAUUUCGCUGUGGUGAGCUUGGCCUGCGCUGACAUCCGUGCCAGUAGCUACUACGGCCUCUUUGUGCUAUUCUUUGCGACCGGUCUGGACGUGGUUUUUAUUGUUCUGUCCUAUACCCAGAUCCUCCGGGCCAUCUUCAAACUCCCCAGCAAGGACGCCCGGCUCAAAACUUUUGGGACCUGCGGCACCCACCUAUGUGCUAUGUUGGCCAUUUACAUCCCACGUCUCUUCUCCUCACUUGCAUCCCGCUUUGGAGAGAACAUGCCCCUGUAUUUUCAUAUUCUCAGCGCCGACAUGUAUCUCCUGCUGCCCCCCACGCUGAACCCCAUCAUCUACGGGGUGAAGACCAAGCAGAUAUGGGACAGGCUGCUUCGGCUCUUCAGCCUUUGUAGGGGAAAGUUUUCUCCUGGUGCUGUGGCUCUCAGGCAGAGCUGA